GCAAAUAGGGGAGGGCACUCACAAGUAUAAAGAAAGAGAAAAGGCGAGGUGACCGGAGAGAGAGAGGAGGGGUGGGAAGGAAGGAAUCGGAUUUGGAGAAAGAGAGAGGAUUUAUUGGUUCGAUAUUGGGAUCGGCGGCGAGGGAGAUGGCGGAGAUGGGGCGGAAACUUGCGGGGAGAUCGGGGGAGAAGUCUAAUUUUGCGGUUACUUGCAGUCUUCUGAGCCAGUACAUCAAGGAGAAGGGGAGCAUCGCCGAUCUCGGUCUUGGGAUGGCUCCUCGCCCUCAAGAAACCGCCAAAGGCAACACUGAGACGUUUCGGCCGCGGACCACGAUGAGCUUCUUACCGGGCGCCGACGUUUCGGGUGGCGAGGAGAGGGAAAGGGCCGGCGACGACGACGGUUCUCGAGGAAACGCCAUGGACCUGUUUCCCCAGCGCGCCGGGUUCGGAGACGAGACCGGCAAGACAUCGGAUGUCGGGGAACGAGAGAAGGCCCAGUUGACCAUCUUUUAUGGCGGGAAGGUGCUGGUGUUCGACAAUUUUCCAGCUGAGAAGGCCAAGGAUCUGAUGCAGAUAGCAAGCAAGGGGACCUCCAAUGCCCAAAAUUUGGGCUAUGUUCCCUCUUCCUCUAAAGCCACUGCAGCGGUGGACCACUCAAAUGGUCUCUCCAAUGAAACUCCUGUGUCGGUGUCCACUCCUGCUAACCCUUCGGUGACGGCUCAAGGCCAAGUUCAAAAGCCAGCCCAACCUAAUGCUUCCAAUCUCCCCAUAGCAAGAAGGGCAUCGCUCCAUCGAUUCCUUGAGAAAAGAAAGGACCGGAUCAACACCAAGGCACCAUAUCAAGUAAAUGGCUCUUCAGAAAUGGUUGCUCCUGUCAAACAGGAGGAGAGUCAGCCAUGGCUUGGUUUGGGUCCACAGGUCUCAAAACCAAGCCUAAGCUUCAACUCGGAGUCCAGCAGAUGAGAUUUGGCGAUCCAUGGUCGUGCACUGAGCUAAGCCUACUACAUGGGUCUAACAUUUGUAUUCUGAAGGACUCUAGGGUUUUGGUCUGUGUUUCAUUUGGGAAGAAAUUCUGUUGUUUCCGCUGUCGAGUUAGAGUUGAGAAUUCUUCCUUUUGUUAACAGAUGGCAGCUUAUGGCUGCUGUGUAGAUGCGAGAAAGAACGAACACUUUUAGGUGUAUGUAUUCAUGUCUUUCCCUUGGAGCCUUUAUAGAAUGACUUGUUUUGAUCUUCGUAGUUGACAAUAUUGUUACUUAAAUUUUUAUCAGAGUUAACCUUGAUUAUUGUUGAUUGA
Elaeis guineensis (African oil palm) is the source of this 1293-nucleotide messenger RNA. Its product is annotated as protein TIFY 10a. NCBI's taxonomy places the organism in Eukaryota, Viridiplantae, Streptophyta, Magnoliopsida, Arecales, Arecaceae. The record is from RefSeq and is a predicted model, not a curated record. Gene Ontology annotation, cellular component: nucleus. Gene Ontology annotation, biological process: response to wounding; regulation of defense response; regulation of jasmonic acid mediated signaling pathway.